Astrephomene gubernaculifera is the source of this 1320-nucleotide messenger RNA. Lineage: Eukaryota; Viridiplantae; Chlorophyta; Chlorophyceae; Chlamydomonadales; Astrephomenaceae. The record is from the annotation of a GenBank genome assembly.
CGUUUAUCACAAAUACAAUACCAAUAUAGUCACUCCUAAGCUGUCACUACAACGCUUGCUUUCAUUCCUGGACAGGGCGUUGACAUUUCAUUGAGCGACCGCUUGCCUGCAACAACCUUGAGCAAAACAUGGUUCGUAUGAUUAUGGAAGUGCGUCCGGACCCCCGACUGUUCGAUGAGUCGUCGCUACUGGAAUGCAAGCCCAUGCGAGGCCGAAGCGGAACAGUGCGCUCUGGACGCGCUGGGCGCUCCAAGCCUUCCCGGGUGACCAGGUCGCCUUCACAGCAGUUCACUUCUAGGAUCUAUUGGAGGGACAUUACUCGGGCUGAGAUACGCCAGCAGCAGGGAAGUGAAGGCCUUCGCGAAGCGGUAACUCUCGCCUCGACCGUCACUCCAAUUAACGAGCGGACGUAUCCGCACCCGUCUUCUCAUGUGGAAACACAGCUUGAGGAAAAGCCAGACGCUGCCUCCGAAGUGGAGGUUCGAGAGCCCAUGUGCCUAUUAAACGCGUACGUUAACCGGGCUCUGGAGUCGCACGCGCAAAAUAAAAUAGAUCAGAGGAUAGCGAGCGAAUGGGAGGUCGUGGAAGAUGUCGAUGCCGAGGAGUACGUGGUGCUAUAAGUAGCCGAUGGUGGGUGUUGCAGCGGCGACUUAGGGUCCCACACGUAUGCUCCCCAGUGUACAACAUGUAUCUUAACGGGUGACAAGGGUGUUGGUAUUCUGUGGAUACUAUCGUAGCUGCCGAGCGCUACGAGACGUCAUUUCAUUCGAUAUGUACUUUAGAGGUCAUGGGGCCGCACAGUCCCCUCGUUGUAGUUGCAGCUACCGCUUUCCAGUUGUACCUUUUCGCCCAGUUUUGCAGGAUGUCAUAUUGUUCAUCAUGGGUUUGUGCCGAUUUGUGAGAACCUUAUUUUAAUGUGCGUGUUUUACCGGUGCCGCAUGGCACCAUCGAUGCUGUGUCGCGUCCAUCCUGCAUUUUUUCCUUCUGUGAGCCGUUUCCCAUCAUGAUGAGUUAUUAGCCAGGGCAAUUUUGACUGUUCAGAACUCCUUUACCCCCGUGACCAACCGCUAUACCUAAAACCGUAUAAAAAGAGUUUGGUUGGUUUCAUGUCCACGUUGGAGCGUGUUGUGUAGUGUGUUAGGACCACAAUUGUUCUUGCUCCCUGUUGUUUGUAUAUUGUGUAUGUUUUCACGCAUGUUGCAUGCCCCAAGGCACUAUAGCCUGUUCGAUGGUUGAAGUCGAGUCUCACAUGUGUCAGGCUGUUGUUAAAAGCCGUGAAGAGUCUUCCUUCUCCCUCAUUUCCUAGUCACCGUAAUCCGC